Juglans microcarpa x Juglans regia is the source of this 492-nucleotide messenger RNA. RefSeq lists its product as uncharacterized. The transcript is spliced from 2 exons. NCBI's taxonomy places the organism in Eukaryota, Viridiplantae, Streptophyta, Magnoliopsida, Fagales, Juglandaceae. Bases 1 to 492 code for a protein of 163 amino acids. The record is from RefSeq and is a predicted model, not a curated record.
AUGGUAUCAGAAGGUUCCUCUCCCACGAGAACAGAAACGUCCUCCAACUCCAUGUUGUCAAGUGAUAAUUCUUUGGUGCCCAAUGGCUCCAACUCUGCGUGUACACUACCUCUUGUUACUAUCAACACUUCCAACCAAUUGCCCUACAAACUCACAUCUUCAAAUUAUCCUUUCUGGCGUGCAACUUUUCUCACCAUUCUCAUUGGUUAUGAUCUGAUGAAAUAUUUGGACGGCACUUUUCGGUGUCCUCCUACACAUACUGUGAAUUCUUCUGCGUCUGCUCAUCUGGCUCGCUUGUUUGCCACCAAAUCAUGGGCAUGGAUCAAGCAGUUGAAGGAAGAUCUCACCCUUAUUCAACGGGGUUCCCGCACGGUGUCUGUGUUCCUUCAUGCAGUUAAGGUAAUUGCUGAUGAACUCUCUUUGAUUGAUGCACCAGUUUCGGAUGAUGAUUUGACGUUAUAUGUGCUUAAUGACCUUGGUUCUGAGUUUUGA